This is a messenger RNA of Durio zibethinus, 1845 nucleotides long. RefSeq names its product BTB/POZ domain-containing protein. The record is from RefSeq and is a predicted model, not a curated record. Lineage: Eukaryota; Viridiplantae; Streptophyta; Magnoliopsida; Malvales; Malvaceae. Gene Ontology annotation, molecular function: protein binding.
AGUUCAAAGUUCCAACCUUUCUCUCUGACCGAUAGAGAAAGAAAGAGCUUUUUUUUUCUUCUUGUCUACUGCUUAUGCGACUUCAAAGUAAAAGAGAAGAUUAUUGUUUAUCUAUGUAGGUGCAUAAUGCAUCAAGUCACAGUUCUUAGUGCUCGAUUCUUCAAAGGAGGCACUUGAACAUAAAAUGGAUGCUCCAAGAAGAAUAGGUGACCGAUCAACCAGUGAUGUUGUUGUGAGGCUACGAACUCAAGAAGGGCGUGAUGAGUGGAUGUAUUGUCACUCCAACAUCCUUGUAGAGAAGAGCAAAUAUUUUGCUGACCGUCUCUCUGAGAAUUGGCCAACUUGUCAGAUCCUUGACUCACGCAACUGUGUUGAGGUUUACUGCCAGGAGUCAGAAUUUGAUCACCAUGUCAAUGUUAUACGCCUUCUCUAUGUUGUUAUAGAUGGCUCAGUUGAUGACUUAUGGAAUGGUGUAAAAAAUGCCAUCGGCAUUCUCCAAGUCGCUGUUGAACUUGGGUGCCCACAAAUUGUAACUGCUUGUGUGAACUACUUAGAAGCUGUCCCUUGGGAAGAGUCCGAGGAGGAAGAGAUUCUAAGAAUCAUACCAGGCAUGGGUUCUGAAGUGGAGCCAAUUCUUGCCCGUCUCCAACCAGUCAAUCCAUCAGCUAUACAUGGAAUUUUUAUCUCAACUCUUCGAUUUGCCACGUCAUCGCCACCUUCUCUGAUGAAUGAUCUUAAAUCUUCUGCUCAAGAGCAACUUGAGUACAUGGUAACUGAAGAUGACGAUUCCCCUCUAUUACUUGCCAGUGAUGAUAUCAAAUCUGAGGUAAAAGAUUGUAUAGGGAGACUAUUUUCUAGAUUUAACAGUCUGUUAGAAGCUUUUUUAUGUGAGACCACAGAAUCGGUUGGUGAGGCAGGAAAGAUGACAUCAUUUCAGUCCUAUUUAGUGGACUUUUCAUGGGCUUGUCAGCUGUUGACAAAAUUGGAAAUAAUGAGGGAGUUCGUUAACAGUUGGGUGGAUGCAUCUGAUAAAAUAGUUAAGGUCAUGCAAUCAAGUUCAACAGUUGAAAUAAUUGAGACAAAGAUGAAGGUUGUUGAGGUUGUGGCAAAAGUUUUGGAGUCAAUAGGUUAUGGCACUGUUAUUUUGCCAACUGCUAAACGGCUUCACAUGGUGAAAGUCUGGCUUCCGUUUGUGCAGGUUACGAAACCUCUGAUUGAUUCUGCCAUGACUAAUGAGGAGGAUUCUUUGGCAUUUAAGAUAGAUGGUGAACUUUGGCAGUCAUUGGAAUCAACAUUUGUUUCCAUAAUUCUUGCGUUGCCAUCUGCAGACCAAGCUGAGAUUUUGACUGAAUGGUUAGGAAAUGAACAUGUACAGUAUCCAGAUCUAACUGAGGCUUUUGAGGUGUGGUGUUACAGGUCCAAGGUUGCUAAGCGGAGACUGGCAUUGUUCGGGAGCAGCCAUUGUACGUCUAACACACUCUGAACCUUUUCUUCCAUAUUGUUUACGCUUCUGAUUCUGUAACCAUUUGCUCAGUCAAGCAUUGAGCAUUCAAGGUUUUUCAUUUUUGUUUCUUUCUAUAGAUCAGGUUACAGUUGCAAUUUAAAGGGGGAAAUGUCAUUAAAAUGAAGAGAUGUCUAAGUUAGCGACCCCCUCUGCUUUUUGUUUGAUUUGAAAUUGAAAUUUUAGUUUUUGUAAAUCAUGUGAUGCUAGAUCCUCUGUAAAUGUAUAAACCAGGAGGUGAUUAGUCUCAUAGAAAAUGCCCCUUCUGGACUCACGCAGCCAGGUUAUCAGUUUUUUGCUGGCCAACUUUGAUUUUAAAUACAAAAAACCUAGUUGAACCCAAA